ACCGGUAUGGGUCAUAGACAAUCGAAUUUUUCUCUGCAUCUUCACAAUUUCUUCUCCGUCGCGACAGUGCGGCAGUCACCACCAGCGAUCUCUAAGCUCUGGGCCACUUUGUGAGUUUGUGCUCGUCCAACACGCAAUGUCAUGGCUGGCUCGAUCCAUCGCCAACACCCUCAAGCUCGAUAGCGAUGACGACGAAGAAGAAAACGACCACCUUUCUGCUUCCAUGCGCGAUCACUCUACUGACACUUCAAACGAAGAAUCGAUUCCAGAGAAUCAACAAUCGGAUGAUCCUUCGUCUCCCGUAUCUCCGUCACGUGGCGUCAGAGAGGAUCUGUCGGAGAUCACCAAAACCCUAAGCCGUCAGUUUUGGGGCGUCGCGUCAUUUCUAGCACCGCCGCCACAAUCAGUGCCAGGCGAGUCACUCAACGAAUACCAAUCGAAUACUCGCGGAGAACAGGAUCCGGAUGAGGAAAGAUCUGAAACUGUGGGGCCGGUUGGAAUUAGGAAUGACUUCGCAGAGCUCGGAGGGAAGUUCCGAAGUGGGAUAUCUAAGCUGUCAAGCAACAUGACUGUAUCAGAGUUCACGAAGAUAGCGUCAAAUAUUCUUCAGCUGGGAUCAGACGAGGAGGAGGAUGGCAGUUUCAGGAAAGGUGCUGUCGGAGUUACUGAGGAGGUGGUGAUAUUUGCAAGGGACAUUGCUAUGCAUCCUGAGACAUGGUUAGACUUUCCUUUACUUGAGAAUGAAGAAGAUGAAGACUUUGACAUGUCCAAUGCUCAACAAGAUCAUGCUCUAGCGGUUGAACAUCUUGCACCAAGAUUAGCUGCUCUGAGGAUUGAACUUUGCCCAGUUCAUAUGAGUGAGACUCACUUUUGGAAGAUAUACUUCAUACUUGUUCAACCUAGAUUGGAUAAAGAUGAUGCUCAACUUCUAUUAACACCCCAAAUUGCAAAAGCUCGGGCCUCUUUGGGUCAGGUGUUACGUAAGCGAACAAAGGAAAGUCAACUAGAUCAAACCAAUGAAAUUUCAAACGAGGAGUUUUUAUAUGUGCCACCGGGCAUUGCUCCUGAAAAAUCAGUCCAAGUGAUAGCUGGUCUGGAAUCAACCUCCUCUUCUGCUGCCUUAUCAAACUCUGAUGCAGAGAAACAUCCUGUGGCUAAAGAUGGCAAUGGAAAUGAAGCUAAAGUCAGAACUCUUCCUUCUACAAACCUUAACAUCGGAAAUGAAGGAGAAGACGACGAUGCUGAUGAUUGGCUAAAGGAAGAGACCUCAGAAAUACAAACCGGUGCUAAAACCACAAUUCAUAUAGAGAACGAGGAUGACGUGUCAUUUAGUGACCUCGAAGAUGAGGAUGAUAAUGACAUGGCCAUUAGCUACAAGAAAGAAAGGAAUGGUUCUCAUAAAGAGUCACCAGACUGGGUUCAAUUGAAGAAGAGUUCUGAUGGUGAUGGUAAUUCUGUCAAUGUUGAGAAGGUAAGUGUGAGAGCUAUUGAAAACAAGGAAUCUAAUGAUUGGCUUGAUGUUGAUGACAUUGAAGUGGCAUGAAACUGAUAUAUAUUGUGCGUGAUUCUUCAUUUUUUUAAUCUCCUUUCAUGUUGUGUGAAUAUACCUUAUCUCGGUUCCCUUUUUUGCAAUCUGCGUCAGUUCCUGGCUUGUUUAAAGAAAUGUUGUAAAUCAUGUGAGAAAUAAGAAAUGUUUAUGCUAUUGCUAAAUGAUAAGGAUGGUACAUGUGGUUGUUAACCGGUUGGUGAAUUCAAAACAACACAGAAGUCCUUUGUUAAUUC
This is a messenger RNA of Cuscuta europaea, 1782 nucleotides long. The record is from the annotation of a GenBank genome assembly. NCBI's taxonomy places the organism in Eukaryota, Viridiplantae, Streptophyta, Magnoliopsida, Solanales, Convolvulaceae.